AUGGAACCUCUCCGUGCCGACAGCGCGAUCGAAUGGACGACGACGUCCUUGCAAGAAGGGCAUCGGCAAGAACUGCUGGGCACCAUCGUGCGCGUCCAUCGCUUGGGCAAAGGCGAAACACAACGAACGUUCUCCGAUGCCAUCGGUCGGGGCCUUUCCUUCGUCCACCUUCAAGGCGAGGACGGAACACCACCCACCAUCGUGACCUUCGAGGCUGCGGUCUAUGCCUCCACGUCGGACUCCGCGAUCCCGAAGCUUCGAUGUGGGCAGCCUUUGGGGGUGCUGGUGGAGAUGCAAUGGCGAGAGCACAUCCAACGCUGGCUAAAGACUGUGAUCACUGCCUGGGUUCCGGAGAAUCUCCCAGGCCAAACUGUCAUGCCGCUGUCCUCACCGCCCAACGGCCAGCAUGGCCGGAGGAAAGGCUUGGCUGCGUGUGCUGGAUGGGUGCGAUGUCCCUUAUGUCCGUCUUCAGGGCGUUGCUUCAACCGCGGAAGUGGCUUCAAGCAGCACCUGGCCUCGCUGCAUGCAGACGAGGCAGACCGCGACUUUGAGACCUGGGCUGCUGCAGAUUGCGUGAAGCUGCUGUUGCCCUUGGCCUCCAACGUGCAGGUCUGCCGCCGCGACGGCCGGUCACCCCUCCACUGGGCUGCACGCUUUGGGCGCUUGGAGAUGUGUCGCUUCUUGCUGGAGGUGGGCUUAGGCCGUGUGGAGGACCGUUCCGCUGACGGCACCUCCCCAAUGAUGUUGGCGUGCUUCGGUGGUCACAUCGAUGUGGUCGAGCUGCUGGUGCAGAGUCGAGCAGACCUCUUUGCUCGGAACAGCUUCGACUGUGACGCUGGACACUUUGCUGGACUGGGCGGGAGCAUCGAGGCCUGUCGCUGGCUGAGCGAGCACGGCAUGUCGCUCCUGCGCCCACAGUGCUCCGGGCAUACGGUGUUGCACAAAGCGGCGGAAAGAGGUCACUUGCCACUGGCUUCCUUCUUGAUUUCCAGCUUUGGUGAGGAAGACUUGAAGGCCCUCCGCAGUCUGUGCCCCUUGGGGAGUGACAUGGAAAGCCUUUGGCACAAAGCCCACCUUCCAUCUGCCAUCGCACGCAAGCAUGGCCAUUCGGAGUGCGCCCGGGAGCUUGAAAAGCUCGCCUUCUAA
Messenger RNA from Durusdinium trenchii, 1146 nucleotides. NCBI's taxonomy places the organism in Eukaryota, Dinophyceae, Suessiales, Symbiodiniaceae. The record is from the annotation of a GenBank genome assembly.